AUGGGGUCGGAAUUUGUGCCCGAAACAUCUGAAAUUGGUUCCCUGACAGCCCACUCGAAUGAGGACAGCCAAUUUGUCGGUAGUUCAAGCGGUGUCUACUUCAUCAAAACUGUCAAACGUGCGUUCAAUGAAGAUGGCCCAAAUUCAGCCGAGUCAAACUUCCCCACGGCAGAAGAAACAUUAGUAGGCGCUGAGGACUCGCCUCGUGAAAAGCGCCAGCGGACUGCAUCUGUGCGAGACACUGUUCCCGACGUUGAGUCCCCCACAGAAUGGACCUAUGAUCCCUCAUUAAUGGGGUCUAUGGGCAACCUCCCACCCCCAGAGAUCGCAAAGGAUCUGAUGAUGAUGUACUUCAAGGUUUGGCAUCCGCUAUUCCCUUUCCUGCAUGGUCCCACCUUUUUGCAGGCAAUGGAGAGGAUCUAUUCGAGCAAUCAGGGCCAGCAGACGCAAGGAUCAUGCAUUGAUCAUCGCAGCACAUGCUGGACGACCAUCUUCCAAUGCAUCUUCAAUCUUGGCAGCCUUCUAGCGCCAGAUCUGGAUCUCCCAGAUGAUUCAAAAAUUCAAUCACCCAAUAGCAUCAAUUCUCUCCUUGGGACUCUUUCAUCACGGCAUGAUAUUGUCUCGCUCCAAGCACUCCUGGCUAUACAGGUUUAUCUCGUGGCGACCAUGUCUCUUCGUCAGGCGUCAACUGUGGGUGGCUGCAUAUUGCGAUCGAUGCUUCAUGCAGGUCUGCAUCGGUGCCCUUAUCGAUACAAACAACUUUCCACCCACGACCGACAGCUGCGAAAGCGGAUCUUCUGGUGUGCCUAUGCGAUUGAUCGGUAUUUGAGUCAGGCUCUGGGAUUACCACUUGGUAUUCAAGACUCAGAUAUUGAUGUGUGCUUACCAGCUGCGCGUGAAAUGCAUUCCUCGCGGGGUCAUAUGACUCAGGCUAACGCAAUGACCCCCAGACCAGGGUCAUCCGCAGAAAGUGGUUAUGCUCAGCCUGCGCAAUUGUCGGAUCGGGAUUCGACGCCUGGCAAUAAGGGAGACCAUGGAAAAGAAAGCAUCAUGGCUAGCUAUGUGGACUCGGGAACCUUGACUGGACGGGCAUUGGAGCUCUUCCACAAGUCAAUCCUUGUACGAUCUGUCCGUCGCAGCUCAGUCUUGUUCCUAGUGACAGAUGUUCAUAAAUGGUGGAACAGCCUUCCACUUGACCUUCAGCGGAAGCCACUGGCAUCUGAGCUCCCAGAAAACUCUACCACGAUCGAUAGGGCGUUUGACUUUGGUCCGUUCUUCACAGUUCUAUAUCAGCAUCUCAUUUUGAUCAUCCACCGGCCUUCACUAUCACUGGACUCAUCGACGCCGGAGUUUUGCUCCGGUCUACAAACGUGUAUUGGUGCUUCUCGGUCCAUUCUCUCUGCGCUCAGACUGCAAGUAGACAGCAACCAGGCUCUAUUCUGGCCAGGGUUCCUGUCAGCGGCAUGGAUGUCUGGGCUGGUCUUGGCUCUGGCCUGUCAGCUCAAACAAUAUGUGUUAUCCAAGGGACUUGAGGAAAUAAAUCAAAUCUCGGAGUUUUUACACCUAAUGUCUCCACAGUGGGAGACAGCCAAACACUGUCAUAUGUCGUUAUCAGUGCUGGCCGCGAAAAUACAACAGACGCCAAACAGCACCGACUCACACAUGAAUUCACAAGCGUAUGCGAUGAGAGGAAGCCCCACACUCAUGGAGACCUUGAAUGCGCGAGAAGAGAGACGACGGAGACUGAGCGGUUUGUCGCCUUUGCCGGAGAACCAAACAUCGACUGCAGAAGGAACCUUUAAUGGCCAUGGCCACCAAUCAAUCGAGUCUAACGCCCGUGAUUCAUGGCGAGGGCAAGAUUCUAUCUGGAAUCAAUCAACCCAACUGCCAAAUAGCAACGAAUAUGGCAAUCUGGUUGAAACACCUUCAUCACUGCAGAUGAAUUUCCAACAUACCGAUACCUCUCAGUUUGAUGGUGUUUCAAAUUUUGACUUAAAUAUGGUCGAUCUGAUUCAAGGAGCCAACUUCGACACUCUCUUUGAUAUGAUAGGACAGCAGUACCCGAGCUUCUAA
Penicillium salamii is the source of this 2073-nucleotide messenger RNA. The record is from the annotation of a GenBank genome assembly. Lineage: Eukaryota; Fungi; Ascomycota; Eurotiomycetes; Eurotiales; Aspergillaceae.